ACAAACUUUGAGAAUUAACGAGGAGCUCCCUCAGUGUUUUGUGCUGGGAAGUGCUUAGAAAUUAGUCAAUCAAAACUAACAAAUUCGUAUAAGGACACGUCCUGACCAUACAUCCACAGUAUGACGGUAUACCCAGGGAAUUAUUUCAGAACAGGACCGAAUGCUCCAGGAAACAGUAACUCAGCUAAUGUAACAGUUGUUAAAGUACUAUGUGAAUUUCACCAGGUUCAUUUAUCAAUAUGUUGUGUUGAUUUGUUAUGCAUGCCUGCAUCCUGGGAGAAGGGGAGUGUGUACUUACGUUUUGCCCGGUGUGCUCGUGCUCAAAUCAUUUUGAUGCACUGAGAGAGUUGGAUGGACAUCUUGUGUCCCUGCCCCUGGGCCUGAACAGUCAGCUGAUGGUGUUCUGCAGUGGCCAACGAGCGGUGGUGGAGACUGCUGUAUCACGCUGACCUUUGACUGGCACAGCACGGUGCACGUCAAUCUCCCCAGCCCCUACUAGGGGGCGGCCUGUGUGGCAACUGCAACGCCAUGCCCCAGGACGACCUCACUAUGCGGGACAGUCAUCCCGCUACCGACGCCACCUGGCUGGUUCUCUCCUGUCCAGCCAACAGCCACUAUAGCCUCUGUGCCCCAGGCUGCCUGCCACCUGUACAAGCCUCUCUACAUGUCGCCAGUCCUGUUCUGAGGGCUGCCAGUGUGACAAAGGCUACCUGCUGAGUGGUGACGCCUGCGUACCCAUGGCCCAGUGUGGCUGCUCUUACGAGGGGCACUACUACAGGAAGAGGGAGACCUUCUACCCCCAGGGUCUGGAACAGUGUACCUGUGGGGAGAACGGAGCAGUGGUGCCGGGGAGGCCUGUAAGGUGGUAAACUGGGUGUUGGGGUGCCACCCAAUUGGGCAGGCCACGUGUUUGGCGUCAGGCGACCUCCACUACAUGUCAUUCGGACGCAGGUUCGACUUACACGCUGGCCAAGGUGUGUGAAGACGACAAAGGCAGACUGACCGGCUUCACCGUGACUCAAGGAAUUGAAAAGUAUGGCAAUGGGAAGGUGGCUGUCACUAACAUGAUCGUGUCUGUCACACCUAUGCCAUCAUCAUGGGGCAGGGGAUGAGCUGGAGAGUGAUUGUAAGUGAACAUCUUUUUGAACAACUUUUAGAUUAUUGUUUUUUUUUCCUAUACUUAAAAUAACCUGUAGUCCACGCCAGGGGUGGUGGCCCUGGGAGUUGUCCUUUCUGUGCUCCUGUUUGGUCUUGUCCUAUCCAACACAGAUGGAUGAGGAGCUGGUGAACCUUUCUCUCUCUCUGUGCUGGUCGGUUAUGGCGACCCAGGAGGGUUGUAACAUUAUCCUCCAGACAGACUUCGGCCUGCGGGUGCUCUAUGACACCGUGUACUUCGUCAAAGUCAUCGUUCCCUCCACCUACCAGAGCAAGAUCUGUGGCAACUACAACACCAAGCCAGACAACGACUUCCGCCUACCAAAUGGGCAGCGUGUAUGAGUUUGGGAAGGCGUGGGUGCUGGACCUCCCUGGGGCAGUGUGUGGAGGCUGCGGCGGGCAGUGCCCAGUAUGUGAUCAUGCCAAGGCAUCCGAGUACGGUAGGCUAGACUCCUGCGGCAUCAUGGCAGCAGACAAUGGGCCCUUCCAGGCCUGCCACAAUCAGGUGAACCCGGCAGCAUACGUGGCCCACUGUGUGUUUGACGUGUGUGCCAUGGACGGGGACAGAGGGACUCUGUGAGAGCAUCCAGGCUUACGCCAUCACUUGUCAGCACGCUGGGGCCCGGAUACAGGCCUGGAGGAGCAGCUCCUUCUGCUGGUCGUUACAGCUGUAUUCAGACAAAAAAAAUAAUUUCUCACCGUCACAGGGGAUCUGACCUCCUGACCUCAACCCCUCCUUGCCUAAUCCACAGAUGUCCAUCUGCUUCCCCUAUAGCAAUCCUGUGAUCUCCUCCCAUCCACUCAGCACAUUCCACAGCCACUCUGUCUUUCUACAGAUCUUACUCCUUUAUAUACGUCUGAUCUAUCAUGUCUUUAAUAUCUCAAAUUUUAGAAUCCAACACUACUUUAACCACCCUGCAGAACAUUGUGAUGUAGAAGUGAUGUACUGUAUUAGUCUUGCAUAUUUAAAUCCACUGUCAACUCUCUCUCUCAUGGUAUUCCCCUGCAGCUGUCUCCUGCCCAGCUAACAGCCAUUACGAGCUAUGUGCCAACACCUGUGGUACUAGCUGUGCCAGCCUGGUGGACUCCUUCACCUGCUCUUCUAGCUGCUUUGAGGGCUGCCAGUGCGACGUGGGCUUCGUCUCUGACGGUGACAAGUUUGUCUUCAUGGAUAUGUGCGGAUGCGUCUCUACGACGGCCUGUAUCUGAUGGCCUCGGCGAGUGAGGUGUGAGAAGCUGAUCUGUGCCAGUGGAGAAGUCUGUGGGGUGAAGGACGGGGUCAGAGGAUGCCAACUCAAACAGGGGAACUGCAUGGUCCACCCUGGUGCCAACUUCACCACCUUCGAUUGCAUGAAGGGGGUUAUGAGGUAGCCUCUGACCAGACCUCUGCCCAGUGGUUCAGGGUGGUGGUGGAUGUCUGCAGUAACGGAGCCUAUCCCAAUACAGUCUACGUCUUCUUCAAGUAUGUCACUGUCAACAGCCAGCACAACACCUGGGUGAGUCAGAAUGUGUCCCUUCCCAGCACUCCAGCCAGACAGCUGUCUGUCAGCAUCGCCAACAGGACAGUGGUCAUCGAGAGGGAUUCUGGUGUGCGUGUCACCUACUCCAUCUCCCAGGAGCUAUUCGUUACUGUCGACAACCACCUGGCUGGCAAGGUGUGCGGAGCCUGCGGCAACUACCAUGGUAUUGUCAAGGAUGCCAUGACAACAUCCAACGGGAAAUCCUCCACAGAUGUGACUGUGAUCGUUGGCUACUGGUGGGUUGGGGACUUCUCUAGCUGUGGCCUGUAAGAAUGCCGUUUCUCCAUCUGUACUCAACUAUACAAUGAAGGACUGACAUUUCCUCCUGAAUAUUUGAAUAUUGCACUUUGAAGAAAUCCUGCAUUUCCACUUGCUUAGAGCAAUAGUAACAAUUGAGGUCACUCAACUUUGGUUUAUCAUUUCUAUGUACAGUGAUUUGCAAAAAUGAAUUUGACUGUAACCAUUUAGAAUUUGUCAAAUCUUACUAUGAAGUUGAGCACUUUCACCUACAUAUGAUGCAAUGCAAAUGUUGAAGUCUAUUGUCCAACUCAAAUUGCUUAUGCACAAAUAAAGUACUACUUUCAAAUA
Molecule: messenger RNA, 3263 nt
Organism: Oncorhynchus keta (chum salmon)
Lineage: Eukaryota; Metazoa; Chordata; Actinopteri; Salmoniformes; Salmonidae
Product: IgGFc-binding protein-like
Exons: 8
Coding region: 2442-2945 (167 amino acids)
Cellular component (GO): extracellular matrix
Source: RefSeq, a predicted model, not a curated record